ACAACCAUAUUGGUAUAGCAGACGUUGAUCGAACAACCAACAAACGGCUGGACAAUAACAACAACAAACAACCAACAAACGACUGGGACAACAACAACAACAACAACCAACCAACACACGAUUGGACAAUUCUUUUCAAUUCAAUUUAAUUUAUUGCCCUAUACCAAAUAGAGACCAAAAGAAAAGAAAAGAAAAAAGAAGAAGAGAGAGAAAAAAAAAGGAAGAAAGAAGGACGAUGACGCUGCCGAUGCUUCAAAACGACCACAAACGUGAUAUCGUGGUCUACUCUUGCGUCCUCUACUUCGGAGUCAUCGCCAACAUCGUCGUGCUGUACUCGCUGUGGAGAACAUGGCGCCAGGGGUCACGUGGCCAAUACUUUUUCCUGCACCUGAGCAUCUCCAACUUGCUGGCCCUGUGUCUGUAUCUCGGUACCCGGAUUGCCGUCACCGCCACGGUCAUGUGGGUUGCCGGGAUCGCCGCCUGUAAAGUCGUCAUGUUCUUUUCGUUGCUAGGCGUGUUGCUGGUCAACUACACGGUGGUCGCGUUCAGCGUGGACAACGCAAUCGGGAUAGUGACGAAAUCCGACGGUAAAACACGAAGACACGUCCUGCAGGUUCUGGCGUGGAUCUUUGCGAUUGCUAUUUGUAGUACUCAGCCCUAUUUCUACAAUGUCCUUACAUUUUGGUUUGAUCCAGACUAUUCAUACUGCGUCGCUAUGCUCCCCCAUGCAGCGGAGGAAGCGUAUCACUGGAGCAUGAUAGCCGGACUCUACCUGUUUCCAAUCGUGACAAUUGUAGUGGCCAACGCAGUCGCUGUUGUCAUGUGGGCAGCAAACAGAAGCCCGCCAUUAGCAGAGAAACCCAAUGCGUCAGCAAUAAUAACCGACAUACGAACAUGGACUUUAGAACUCUUCAUUACCAUUGCGCUAGGACUGGUAGUUUUUAUUUGUUGGACACCUGUUGCUGUAUUCCGUAUGGUUCGUUCUGAAGACAGAUAUCAGAAUGUCAGAAACACUUUGUUUUUCGCGCUCGACGUCUUUAGUUUGAUGACCUACUGCUUUAUUCCAGCUGUUUAUGGUGUCUACAGGGCAAUCACUAAGACACGAGCUGAAAGUACGCACGGCUUGGAACCAAAACCCACAUCUCGUGAUUGAGAUUAUGACGAAACCAAACCCAUGUGACGUGAUUGACAUUAUGACGGAACCAAAGCCCACGUCACAUGAUUGAGAUUAUGACUGAGCCGACUUAUUAUUAUUUUUUAUUUUUUUUAAAUAAUCGUCACUGACAAUAUGAAAUAUAUAAUAAAAUAUUAAAUCAG
Messenger RNA from Gigantopelta aegis, 1317 nucleotides. RefSeq names its product gonadotropin-releasing hormone receptor-like. Bases 236 to 1153 code for a protein of 305 amino acids. Gene Ontology annotation, molecular function: peptide binding; G protein-coupled receptor activity. The transcript is spliced from 6 exons. The record is from RefSeq and is a predicted model, not a curated record. Lineage: Eukaryota; Metazoa; Mollusca; Gastropoda; Neomphalida; Peltospiridae. Gene Ontology annotation, biological process: G protein-coupled receptor signaling pathway. Gene Ontology annotation, cellular component: membrane.